Messenger RNA from Apis cerana (Asiatic honeybee), 6436 nucleotides. Its product is annotated as arginine-glutamic acid dipeptide repeats protein. Gene Ontology annotation, cellular component: nucleus. The record is from RefSeq and is a predicted model, not a curated record. Lineage: Eukaryota; Metazoa; Arthropoda; Insecta; Hymenoptera; Apidae. Gene Ontology annotation, biological process: regulation of DNA-templated transcription. Gene Ontology annotation, molecular function: transcription corepressor activity; sequence-specific DNA binding.
AGAAGAAAAACGAAACAAAACGCAGUACAAGAUGGCUGCGUUUGGGUGUUGUGGCUACUAAUUUGUGUAAGAUAUUCUAUAGUAAUCAAUGGUUAAUUCGUAGUGAAUCGUUAAUUUCUAUAAGUUGUCUAUUAGUAUAAUUGAACUUGUGUAUAACGCGUACGUGUGAAAACAAGUCGCGUUUGGAGGAACAAUGCGAGCACAUCAUUGAAACAUUUAUCACGGUUCAGGGGGUGGAUGAUAGGAAUUUACUGAAAAUCCAAGAUAGAAGCCACUUGAAACACUGGAGAAAGACGGUGGAGCUUCGGAGGAGGAGGAGAUGUCUGCCGGCACCCAGGGCGAGAUUCGGGUUGGCCCUUCGCACCAGAUAAGGCAGAGUUCAUCAUUGAAGCACCAGGAAUUGGUUUCUUGUCAGGCUCGUUUGCCUGAGUAUCGGCCGGGUAUACCUCCUGGAGAGCUGCUUCCUGAUCCAGAGUUUUCUAAAGAACGAGAAGAGCUAAGAUGGAUUCCAGCUAUGGCAUUAGACGGGGAUCUUCUGAUGUACUUAAGGGCAGCUCGAUCUAUGGCUGCAUUUGCUGGUAUGUGUGAUGGAGGAUCCCCGGAUGACGGUUGUGUGGCUGCUUCACGUGACGACACGACUAUCAAUGCUCUGGAUAUCUUGCACGAUUCUGGCUAUGAUCCAGGAAGAGCAUUGCAAGCUUUGGUUAAAUGUCCCGUACCUAAAGGCAUCGAUAAAAAAUGGUCCGAGGAGGAAACUAAACGUUUCGUUAAAGGACUUAGACAAUUUGGAAAAAAUUUUUCAAGGAUCAGAAAAGAUCUCUUACCUCAUAAAGAUACGCCGGAAUUGGUUGAAUUCUACUAUUUGUGGAAGAAAACACCAGGAGCGAAUAAUAAUCGACCUCAUCGAAGAAGACGACAAGGUUCACUUAGAAGAAUUCGUAAUACACGUAAUUCGCGCGCUGGUACUCCCAAAGAAGAAGUUCCAACUCCGCCCAAAGAUACUCCACCAGCUAGUGUCAAUCAGAAAGAGCCUGUUUCAGAGCCGGAAACUGUACCUGUUGGAACACCUGCGAGCAAUAAUCCUGGUGGAGAAAUUAGUUCUGUGACAGAGGACGAUAAUUCGGAAGAGGAUAGUGAUUCUAGAGAUACAAACACUAACGGAGCAAUACAUUCUUGUCAACAUUGUUUCUCAACUAAUUCAAAGGAAUAUCAAAUAGCUGGUAAGGAUAGGUUAUUGCUCUGUACGGAAUGCAGGACACAUUUGAAAAAGACUGGAGAAUUACCGCCUGCACCUCCGUAUCUGUUCCGCCCUGUGCCUGCGGAAUCACCAGAUAGCCCAGGGAGAAUGCGUACAAGAAAUAAGGCUAAGGAAACGCCUAGACCUGCAAGACCACGACGUACAGGUGGAACGGAUACUCCUGAUCAAGAAAAACAACAACAACAACAACAAACACCAGACAAGAAUAAGAAAAAAUCUAAUAAAUCAGAAACACCAAAAAAGGGUCAAAAACGACCACAGACGGAUGACGUGGAUGAAGACAAAGAGUCUCAGAAACGGAAACGUCCUGGUGAACGUCCUGAGAGUCCCUCAGAGUCUCUCACAACUGAUAGUAACUCUCUCAUGGAUGAGCCUGAGAGAGAAGGAGAAGGUGAUACAAAUGAAAAUCAACCUACUCCGGUUACAGUGCCAACUGAGGAGCCUGUUAGUCCGGCAGUGACUACACCGGAAGAACCUUCCGAACCAACGCCAGUUUCUACUCCCGUACCAACGCCUAUACAGACUUUACCAAUUUCUGUUCCUGUUAUUCAUACUUUAGAAAAAAAACCGUUAUUAGAAGAACCAGUAGAAACGAAAGAGCAAAUAGAAGAUGUUCCUUUAGCUAUGAAUCAGCCACUAAAAUUGGAACCUAUGCCAAUAGAACCAGCCAUGUCUCCAUCUAAUGAAGAUAUGAAAGAACCCGAACAAUUGAAUUUAACUACAUCACAGUCAUUGAAUAUAAACGAUAUGAAUCAAAAUAUGCCACGUAAUUUGUCACAAUCAAUUCAAAAUAGUGGUAUUUGUACCUCGACUGGUCCACAAAGUAUACAGAACUCACAGAUUAUGUCUCCGACGCACCAAGGACUGCCACUCAAUAUGCAGUACACAUCCAAUGUUCCUCCUGUUCAAAAUGUACCGCAAAACUUAUCACAAAGUAUGCAAAUGCCGUCGAAUAUACCACAAAAUAUGUCAAAUGCGCAAAAUAUGGGACCAACACAAAAUCUUCGAACACAUGGUGAAAAUUUAUCAAAUACGCAAAAUAUGCCUCAAAGCAUACCGGGACCACCAUUAAAUCUCAAUAUAUCACAAAGUAUACCAACGAAUAUGACUCAAAUGCCUCAAAUGCCAAGUUCACCGCAACCACUUGGUUUAACCGUAAUGUCUUCGGAAAAUAGGAUGUCCGAAAGAAUUUCUGAUGAUAGACUAUCUUCGGAACGAAUUAGAGAUAGUAGAAUAUCUGAAAGAAUAUCCGAAAGAAUACCAGAGAGAUCAGAAAAUAAUGAACCUGAGAGAAACGAAUCGAAUAAUUUAUUUCAACCUAUUCAGCCAAGUGGAAUGUUAUCAAUGGAAAAACCAUCUUCAAUGUAUAAUUUAGCUGGUACACCACCAAUGGAACCACAAAAUUUGAAAAUCAAACAAGAGAUCAUUCCUCCUGAACCAGAUCCACUUCAAAGUUUGAAAGAAGUUAAAGUUCCUGGUUUUCAAUCUGGAUUUCCAGGCCCAAGUUUAGAUAAUAUUAAAAAAGAUCCAGAUAGUUCUAGUAAACCGCCAACACCUAGCAAGCACUCCAUAUCUAGCAAUCAAUCUGUACCUCAAAUACAAUCUGUAGCAGCAUCUCCAACUCCAACUCUUCCACCACCACCUACAUCUAUACCUCAGCCUGUAAUGCAUCCAGCUCAACAACCAAGCCCUCAUAUGGCUCAUCCAUUUCACCCACAUCAUCCCUUAAUGCAUCAUUCGUUAUUUACUGCCAUGCAUCCAUAUCAUCCUCACGCUUAUCCAGGUUAUGCUCCAGUUGGAGCUUAUCCUUCAUUCCCGCCCUAUCCAUACGGUCCAGUUCCGCAUGCAAUUCCACCUCCGUCCCCACAAAGAAGUCAAGAAAGUACAACAAUGAUGACGGCACAUCAUUCAAGUACGAGUUCUAGUGUAACGACGAGAGAAGAAGGAGAAAAUCUUAUAGCCACGCAUCAUCACUCUUCUACUAUGCAUCAAGCUACAGCAUUGCAUCAUGACAAAUUAUUGACUAUUUCUUCUCAUAGUUCUCAUAGUCACUCUUCAUCGCAUAGUUCGCAUAAUACUCAACGCAAGCCGUCACUAGUUUCAGCUACAUGUCUGACAUCUAGUAGUUCGGCUCAUCAUCAUCAUAGACCGCCGCAAUCUCAACCUCCAGUUGUACCAGAACCAAAAAUAGAACCUGAUUUAGUAGAACAGGAACAAGAAGAGCCACCAAGUCCUCGAGGUCCAUCUCCAGAACCUCGAAUCGAGGAUUCAGAAUGUCACAGAUCACAAUCUGCAAUUUUUCUACGACAUUGGAAUCGAGGCGAAAAUAAUUCUUGUACUAGAACUGAUUUAAUGUUCAAACCUGUUCCGGAUUCGAAAUUAGCAAGAAAACGAGAGGAAAGAUCAAGAAAGCAAGCAGAAAGAGAAAGGGAAGAACGUGAUAGAGCUGCAGCGCAACAAGCUAGAAAAAUGACUACACCAGAAAAACAACCAGAAACAUGUAAACCGCCUAGUCGAGGACCUCUUGAGCCUGUCGUAUCUCCUUAUGAUAGAUACGCCGCAAGACCAGGAUCCUACGCGGAUACACCUGCUUUGAGACAAUUAUCCGAGUAUGCUCGACCACAUGCUGCAUUUUCCCCUGCUAGACAUCCUGCGCCACCAGAUCCAAUGUUACAUUACAUGUACAGUCCUGCGGCUCGUGAACGCUUGGAAUUGGAACAUUUGGAACGUGAAAAAAGAGAACGAGAAAUCAGAGAAUUACGCGAACGAGAAUUAAACGAUCGACUAAAAGAGGAACUCUUGAAAGGAACACCUAGACCAAUGCCAGCUCCAGUGGAUCCACAUUGGCUAGAGAUACAUCGACGUUAUGCGGCCGCAGGACUUGCACCUGGACCUUCAGGUCCUCCUCAAGCUUUACAUCAAUUCGGUCUUUACGGUGCACCACCGGGACCAAGUCAAUUGGAAAGAGAACGUUUAGAAAGAUUAGGGAUACCGACUGCAGCCGGCGGGGGGCCAGCGGGUGCAGGGGCUGGCCAUCCCGUGGCGGCUCAUCACCACGGCCAGCUGGACGAGCGACUGGCUCUAGCUGCUGACCCGAUGGUCCGGUUGCAGAUGGCUGGCAUUUCGCCCGAGUAUCAUGCUCAUACUCACGCGCAUACGCAUGCGCAUACGCACUUACACUUACAUCCGGGACAGCAGCAGGCCCAGCAACAGGCUCAGCAACAGCAGGAAGCGGCUGCGGCUGCAGCUGGAUUCCCCCUGCCUGCGGCAGCUGGUGCAAAUUAUCCUCGACCAGGCUUAAUGCCCCGUGACCCAGCACUGGCUCUUCAUCCCGCGGAACUUCUUGCAAGACCGUACGCGGAUAUGGCAGCGCAUCACGAGCAAUUACAACGUCAUCUCAUGAUGGAACGCGAUCGAUUCCCUCCUCAUGCUUCACUUGUUGCACACCACGAGGAAUAUCUAAGACAACAGCGUGAGCGCGAGCUUAAAGUUCGCGCACUGGAAGAAGCUGCACGUGGAUCACGUCCUUAAGUGUAAUUGUAUUUAUAUAUUUUAAUAAUUAUCCUUUAUAAUUAGGAAUGAGACAGUCCUCGUUAUAAAUAAUUAACGAGUUUCAUACGAUGAUCCUAAUGAAAGGAAUCGUGUUAAAAAAAAAAAAAAGAAAAAAGAAUAAAAAGGAAAAAAAAAAGAAAGGUGCAAAGAUAAAAAAAGGUAAACAAAAAAGAUCUGCUCAAGAUCAUUGACUUACAUUUAGGAUCAAAAAUUAUUUUUAUGGUUUUUCUUUAAUGUUAAGUAAUUAAUGAGAAUAAAAACAUAAAGAUUGUUACAAUGCGUAACUUUUUAGUGUAAAUAUGACACGAUUUAAAAUAUAGUGCUAGAUUGAUCUAGCACCACAUAGAGGAUUAAAGUUUAUAUAUAUAUAUAUAGUGACUGCUUGACGUGUAAAUUUGUUUGAAAUCUCUAUAUAUAUAUUAUAUAUAUUAUUAAAUCCAAGAUAUUAUUAUCAUAUGCUCAAACGAGAUUCGUUUCCGUUUGAUUUCAUUUUUGACAGCGGUGAUAAUGCCAAAGUGUUCAGAAAAAAAAGUGGUUCACCGUAUUCCUCCUUUUUUUCUUCGCCCUUCCAUGCUUAUGCACAGGAAAGUAAAUUGUUCUUUGUUUGUUUUUCAUAUAUACACAUACUCGAUUAUAUACUGACGAAUACAAAUCGUGUCUUCGAGUCGGAUAAUAAUUUUAUAAUCUUUAGAAUAGCUUCCCGAAAAUGUUUAACUGUCUGUGUUUCAUGAAUGAUUCAUGAACAAUUUUCACAGACUUUCCGUGUUUUAGCGUAUCAUAAGAUAUAACUUAAGUUUUAAAUAAUUAUUGUAAUUUCUGUGUCAGAAAUUUGUAUAUUUUCUGUGUCACAAUUUGUAUAUUUUCUAUAUGUAUCCUUUUAAGAUUUUACUCCGGAGACCACGAGCGUUUGAUACUAGUUCGAUCGAGCGGCUGAUUAAUAAUUAAAAACAAAAUAUAAAAAAAAUAUUAAAAAAAAACAAACUUUGUAACGAAGUGACCAAAGUUAAAAAAAAUUUAUAGAGAAACACAAUCGCAUAAUCUUCCAUGGUCGUGCGCUCCGUGGAGUUUACAGAAAUAUUCUGGGUGCAGGCACUGGAAAUUAAUGCGUGAAAAUUUUUCAGUGAAAAAGAAAAGUAAAUACUAAAAGAAAUGAUCUUUUAUUCUGACGACCAUUCGAACAUGUAAAUUUUCUGCUAUAUAUAUAUUAAUUCAGUGUAAUCUAGUUAUUUAACUAAAAUAUUUCAUAGGAACGUCCAGUUUUAUCAUAUUUUUUUUAAUCGUAAAGAUUGUUCGAAAUGAUUUUUAGAAUGAAAAAUGUUGUGCAAAUAUUGAAUGAUAAAUGUAUGUUUUUAUUUGCUUGCACUUAAAAAAUUGUAAUAUAUUUCUCCUAUGUCAUAAAAAUAUUGGUGAUGAAAUUAUACAUUUCUGUUGAUAAUAACAUAAUCUCAAGCAGACGUUUCCUUUUUUUCUUUUUUCAUUAAUCUUAUCAAAAAAAUAAGAAAAGAAUAUGUUAAAUGAGAAUUUUAUGUAAUCAAAAAGAUUGAAUCAUUGUAUAAUUUCUUAUUACCAGUUUGCCUGUCACUGGAUUCCCUGAACAGAAAUAAAUGCCUGUCUUAUAAAAGACUA